This is a messenger RNA of Enhydra lutris kenyoni (northern sea otter), 3282 nucleotides long. Its product is annotated as p53-induced death domain protein 1. Lineage: Eukaryota; Metazoa; Chordata; Mammalia; Carnivora; Mustelidae. The record is from RefSeq and is a predicted model, not a curated record. The transcript is spliced from 14 exons. Gene Ontology annotation, biological process: apoptotic process; signal transduction; DNA damage response. Bases 92 to 3151 code for a protein of 1019 amino acids. Gene Ontology annotation, molecular function: protein binding.
CGGAAACCGGCGCUGGGCGCGCACCGGGGACGGCGCCCAGGGUCGAGCGCAGGCUGGGACAUGUCUGGCCCCCGAGGACAGCCUGUGGGCUAUGGCUGCAGAGGAGGAGUGGCUGGAGCCCGAGGCAGCUGCUCCAGAAGAUGCUGCGGGAGAGGUUGUGGAUGCUGUGGAUGGCGAGCCUGGGGACCCCCAUCUCCUGCUUGGGAACCGGUUGAACCUGCACCUGUACCCCCGGGGCUGCCACCGGCUGUUACAUCUGUGUGCGCAGCGGGCCCCGCAGCUGCUGGAAGUGGAGUUCUUGCAAUUGAGUGGCCACGAGGACCCUCGGCUGUUGGAGGCCACCCUGGCCCAGGUGCCGGCCAACCUGCAGCACCUUCGCUCCCUGGUCCUCAGAGGUGGACAACAGCAGGACGUGCUGGGGGCCUGCUCCCGGGGCUUCCUCACCACACUGCCCGCUGGCCUGAGUGACUUGGCCCGCUUGGCCCACCUAGAUCUGAGCUUCAAUAGCCUGGAGACACUGCCGGCCUGUGUCCCGCAGAUGCGUGGCCUGAGCACCCUCCUGCUGUCUUACAAUUGCCUCUCAGAGCUCCCGGAUUCCCUUGGAGCCUUUCCCUCCCUCUCCUUCCUCUCUGUGAGCCACAACUGCCUGCGAACGCUGCCCCCAGCACUGGGAUCCCUGUCCGCCCUGCAGCGCCUUGAUCUCUCAGAGAACCUUCUAGACACCCUGCCCCCAGAGAUUGGAGACCUGAGCAGCCUCACCGAGCUCAAUCUGGCUUCCAACCAGCUGCAAGGCCUGCCGAUCUCCCUUGGUAAGUCGGAGUCGUGCUCCUCUGGCUCCCUGGGCCUGACAGGGAGUGCCCUUCAGCCGCUGCCUGGUUCCACUCUUGUCCUCCAUGGGGGCCCCUGCACACACUGGCUUGGCCCACCUUGGAGCCUUCAGUCCUCCUUGGUGGCCCUUGUUUGCCGUCCCUCCCUGGCCAGGGCGGGGAGUGGCCCCGAGGGUCCUCUGCCCACCCUUAGCUGCCCCCUGCCCCCAGUGGGGCUGCGGUCCUUGCGGUUCCUUAUUUUGCACAGCAAUCUCCUGACCUCGGUGCCCUCUGGCCUGGCCCACCUCCCACUGCUUGCCCGACUGGAUCUGAGGGACAACCAGCUUCGGGACGUGCCUCCCGAGCUACUGGAUGCCCCCUUUGUGCGCCUUCAGGGGAACCCCCUGGGCAAGGCUCUACCUGCCUCCCACAGUGCCCCAGAGACGCCUGUGACCCGCGAAAUGCCCAGACUGUUCCUGAACUCAGACUUGGACAGCUUCCUGGUGACUCCCCAAGGCUGCUUGGUGACCCUGGCCUGUGGGGUCCGCCUGAGGUUUCCUGCUGGGGCCACCGCUGACCCUAUCAACAUCCACUAUCGACUCCGGCUGCCAGAGCCACGCCUUGUCCCCUUGGGUCCCCAUGACGCCCUGCUCAGCGCUGUCCUGGAGCUGCGGCCCCAUGGGGUGGCCUUCCAGCAGGCACGGCCAGGGCAUUCGGGGAGGGGGGCAGAGCAGGCGGGCCCAGGCAUGGGCCCCAGUGCUCACACCAGCCCGGCCUGGCAGGAGGUGGGCCUGUGGCUACUCUUUGUGCCCCCCCGGGCCCGGCGCUGCCGUGAGGUGGUGGUCAGGACCCUGAGUGAUGACAGCUGGAGCGACUUGGAGACGCACCUGGAGGAAGAGGCACCCAAGCGGCUUUGGGCUCACUGCCAGGUGCCCCACUUCUCGUGGUUCCUCGUGGUUUCACGUCCUGUAUCCAACACCUGCCUUGUGCCACCGGAGGGGACAUUGCUGUGCUCCUCUGGACAUCCUGGGGUCAAAGUCACAUUCCCCCCUGGUGCCACCGAUGAGCCUCGUCGCGUCCGCAUGCAGGUGGUACACAUGGCUGGCAGAGAGCUUCGAGCCCUCCUUGAGGAGCCCGGGGCGGCGGCCAGCCCCCUGCUGUGCCUCUCCCAGCGUGGCACCUCCAGCUUCCUCCAGCCUGUCACCGUGCAGCUGCCUCUGCCCCCUGGUGUCACAGGCCUGAGUCUGGAUCGCACUUGUCUUCACCUGCUGUACUGGGCGCCUCCUGCAGCGGCCUGGGAUGACAUCACAGCCCAGGUGGUGCUGGAGAUCACCCACCUGUAUGCUCGCUUCCGGGUCACACACUUCUCUUGGUACUGGCUCUGGCACACCACCAAGAGCUGUGUGCAGGGCCUGGCUCGGAAAGCCUGGGAGCGCCUGCGGCUGCACCAGGUCAACCUCAUCGCCCUGCAGCGGCGCCGGGACCCCGAGCAGGUCCUGCUCCAGUGUUUGCCCCGCCGCAAGGUGGACGCCACCCUGCAGCGGCUGCUGGACCGGUACCGAGGCCCUGAGCCCUCUGACACAGUGGAGAUGUUCGAGGGCGAAAAAUUCUUUGCUGCCUUCGAGAAGGGUAUUGACGUGGAUGCUGAUCGCCCAGACUGUGUGGAGGGCAGGAUCUACUUCGUGUUUUACUCACACUUGAAGAACUUGAAGGAAGUGUAUGUGACCACCGCCCUGGAUCGGCGGGCUCAGGCUGUGAGGGGCCAGGUGUCCUUCUACCGGGGAGCAGUGUCGGAGGAGGUGCCCGAGGAGGCAGCGGCUGCCCGGCAGAGGAAGGGCGCAGACCCCCUGUGGAUGGCCACUCUGCCCAUCAAGCUGCCGAGACUGCGGGGGUCCCAGGGGCCAGGGCAGGGCCAGGGGGCUAGCCUCUCCCUGGCUCCUCUGAACCUGGGUGAUGCUGAGACUGGCUUCCUGACCCAGAGCAACCUGCUGAACGUGGCUGGGCGCCUGGGCACUGACUGGCCGGCUGUGGCCCUGCACCUGGGCAUGCCCUACCGAGAGCUGCAGCGCAUCCGACACGAGUUCCGGGACGACCUGGACGGUCAGAUCCGUUGUAUGCUCUUCUCCUGGGCUGAGCGCCAGGCAGGGCAGCCUGGGGCCGUGGGUCUCCUAGUGCGGGCCUUGGAGCAGAGCGACCGGCUGGAUAUAGCUGAAGAGGUGAGGGCUAUCUUGGAGCUCGGCCGCCAAAAGUACAAGGACAGCAUCCAGCGUGCAAGCCUCGCCCCCAGGGACCUUGCCCCACCUGAGCCUUCAGCAUCACAGUCCCCAGAGUCUGCCCAGGCCUAGACCCCACUGACUUGGGGCUGGCCCCUGAUGUACCCUGGCCAACGGUCAGAUGCCCCCAUUUUCCCACCUGCCCCGUGUAUGGGGACAGUGACCUCCCCGCGUGUAACAAAUGUGUACUGUUGUGGUGGCUU